Molecule: messenger RNA, 440 nt
Organism: Capsicum annuum
Lineage: Eukaryota; Viridiplantae; Streptophyta; Magnoliopsida; Solanales; Solanaceae
Product: xyloglucan endotransglucosylase/hydrolase protein 2
Biological process (GO): xyloglucan metabolic process; cell wall biogenesis
Cellular component (GO): apoplast; cell wall
Molecular function (GO): hydrolase activity, hydrolyzing O-glycosyl compounds; xyloglucan:xyloglucosyl transferase activity
Source: RefSeq, a predicted model, not a curated record
GUUUUUUGUGGACAAAAUUCCAAUUAGGAUAUUCAAAAACAAUUCAAAUAUUGGAGUUGGCUAUCCACAACAACCAAUGCAACUACUAGCCACAAUAUGGGAUGGUGAUGAUUGGGCAACAAAUGGAGGAUAUACAAAAAUCAAUUGGUCAUUUGCACCUUUCAAAGCUAAUUUCAAAGAUUUUAAAAUUGGUGGAUGUCCAAUAAUUAAUUCAAAUGAUAAUCAUAAUUGUAAUUCACAAGAUUAUUGGUGGAAUAAAAGAAAAUAUUGGGAGUUGAGCUUUAAACAAAGAAGAUUAUAUAAAGAAUAUAGAGCUAAGUAUAUAACUUAUGAUUAUUGUGAUGAUAUACCUAGAUAUUCUAUUCCACCUCAAGAAUGUUCCAUAAAUAUGAUCAAAAAAAAAAUGUAGAAAAUGGUAUCUUUGUGUAACAGAAUAAUAU